CCAAAAGAUUCGAGUGUGACGUGGCCCAAGUGACGGCUACACGAGUCAUUAAAAAAAAAAUGUGUGUUUAAUAAGUUCUUUUUGUUAAUUGCUUGUGAAAAAUGUUGUAAAAAAAUGUGUUAGAAAGUGUUUAAAAUAUUUUUGUUAAUUAAUUUUGUCAAUAUAAACGACAAGGGAAUUGUAAUCGCUGUAAAAUGACAACUUAUGAGGAAUUUAUACAGCAAAAUGAGGAUCGCGAUGGUGUUCGAUUUACAUGGAAUGUUUGGCCAUUGUCACGAGUUGAUGCAACACGACUUGUUGUGUCAUUAGGAACACUUUAUCAGCCAAUUAAAGAAAGAAGCGAUCUUCCAGCUAUUCAAUAUGAUCCGGUGCCAUGUAAUAGGCCAAAUUGCAGAGCAAUUUUAAAUCCUCUCUGUCAAGUUGAUUAUCGUGCAAAACUCUGGGUUUGCAAUUUUUGCUUUCAAAGAAAUCCAUUUCCACCUCAAUAUGCUGCGAUUUCUGAACAACAUCAACCGGCUGAAUUAAUUCCAAUGUACUCGACAAUCGAGUAUACGAUUAUGAGAGCACAAUGUUUGCCACCGAUUUUCUUACUUGUCGUCGAUACCUGUAUGGAUGAUGAAGAAUUGGGCGCUUUGAAAGAUUCCCUACAAAUGUCUUUGUCUUUGCUUCCACCGAAUGCUCUAAUUGGACUCAUUACAUUCGGCAAAAUGGUUCAAGUUCAUGAAUUAGGUUGCGAGGGUUGCAGUAAAAGUUACGUAUUCCGAGGCACCAAGGACCUUCAACCUAAGCAAAUCCAAGAUAUGUUAGGCAUUGGAAGGCCAGUUCCCGGACAAAAUCCGAAUCAGCAAAGAGGACCAAACGCACAACCGUUGCCACCUGCGAAUCGAUUCCUUCAGCCGAUUCACAAAUGUGACAUGAGUUUAACUGAUCUUUUAGGAGAAUUGCAAAAAGAUCCUUGGCCAGUUGCGUCCGGUAAACGUUAUCUCCGCUCGACGGGCGUUGCCCUCGCGGUUGCGACCGGAUUACUCGAGGCCAGUUACGCAAAUACUGGCGCAAGAAUUAUGCUCUUCGUUGGAGGUCCAUGCUCCCAAGGACCGGGCCAAGUUGUCACUGACGAUCUCCGUCAACCGAUAAGAUCCCAUCACGACAUACACAAGGACAAUGCGAAACAUUUGAAAAAGGCGACAAAACAUUAUGACGGUUUAGCUGCGCGUGCAGCGGCAAAUGGUCACGUCAUUGAUAUUUAUUCCUGUGCUCUCGAUCAAACUGGCCUCUUGGAAAUGCGACAAUGUUGCAAUUCAACCGGCGGUCAUAUGGUGAUGGGCGAUUCAUUCAAUUCAACAUUAUUCAAACAAACGUGGCAACGUGUCUUUGCAAAGGAUUCAAAGGGCGAUUUGAAAAUGGCAUUUAAUGCAACGCUCGAGGUGAAAACAUCGCGUGAAAUAAAAGUUUGCGGCGCAAUUGGUCCGUGUGUGUCGCUUGGCGUUAAGGGCGCGAGUGUCGCUGAUCAGGAAAUUGGUUUGGGUGGUACUUGUCAGUGGAAAUUUUGCUCAUUAACACCCUCGACAACGACGGCAUUAUUUUUCGAUGUCGUCAAUCAACAGGCAGCGCCAAUUCCUCAAGGUGGUCGGGGUUGUAUUCAAUUUAUCACUCAGUAUCAACAUUGCAGCGGUCAACGGAGAAUUCGUGUCACGACAAUUGCGAGAAAUUGGGUUGAUGCAUCGACGUCUUUACAUCACGUGAGUGCAGGAUUCGAUCAAGAGGCAGCUGCAGUUUUAAUGUCGAGAUUAGCAGUAUUUAGAAGUGAAUCUGACGAUGGAGCUGAUGUUCUUCGUUGGGUUGAUAGAAUGCUAAUUAGACUCUGCCAGAAGUUCGGAGAAUAUUCGAAAGACGAUCCGAACAGCUUUAGACUCGCUGAAAAUUUCUCUUUAUACCCUCAGUUUAUGUAUCAUCUGCGUAGAUCGCAAUUUCUUCAAGUAUUUAAUAAUUCUCCUGAUGAAACAAGUUUCUACAGGCAUAUGUUAAUGAGAGAAGACCUAACUAAUUCCUUGAUUAUGGUUCAGCCCAUUUUGUACAGUUAUGGUUUUGGUGGUCCACCUGAACCAGUUCUACUUGACACUUCGUCAAUUCAACCUGAUAGAAUUCUUUUGAUGGACACCUUUUUCCAAAUUUUAAUAUUCCACGGAGAAACAAUAGCACAAUGGCGACAGUCCAAAUAUCAGGAUCUUCCAGAGUAUGAGAAUUUCCGUCAAUUGCUCGUUGCUCCAAAAGAUGAUGCAGAUGAAAUUUUAGCAGUAAGAUUUCCUGCUCCCAGGUACAUUGACACGGAACAAGGUGGCUCGCAAGCUCGUUUUCUAUUGAGUAAAGUGAAUCCAAGUCAAACACAUAAUAAUAUGUACGCUUAUGGAGCGGGGAUGCCGAUUCCUAGCGGGGAAAGUGGAGCUCCUGUUCUAACAGACGAUGUGAGUCUUCAAGUGUUUAUGGAGCAUCUAAAAAAAUUAGCUGUCUCGUCCACUGUUUAAAUUUAAAUUCUAAGAUUAUGUAGAAGUAUGUGCAACAAAAAAAAAAGAAGAAAGAAAUUUAUAUUGUAAUUAUAAAUCUUAAAUUUAAUUUAAUGAAACAAGUUUACGUAUAUUAAGAAAGUGGAGGUUAUUGUCGUGAACUUAUUCCAAUGUAAUGUACCACAAUGCAUUUUUUAAAAACUCGUAUUGUAAAAAAAAUUAUAAAAUUAAAUAAUUAUUAAUAAAAUAGGUGACUUGAUAAUUUC
Leptopilina heterotoma is the source of this 2767-nucleotide messenger RNA. RefSeq names its product protein transport protein Sec23A (gene Sec23). Gene Ontology annotation, biological process: COPII-coated vesicle cargo loading; COPII-coated vesicle budding; endoplasmic reticulum to Golgi vesicle-mediated transport. The transcript is spliced from 12 exons. NCBI's taxonomy places the organism in Eukaryota, Metazoa, Arthropoda, Insecta, Hymenoptera, Figitidae. Bases 195 to 2522 code for a protein of 775 amino acids. Gene Ontology annotation, molecular function: zinc ion binding; GTPase activator activity. Gene Ontology annotation, cellular component: COPII vesicle coat; endoplasmic reticulum exit site. The record is from RefSeq and is a predicted model, not a curated record.